CCGUCACUUUCGACAGCCCCUGAAGGCAGCAGAACCGUUCCAGCUUGAAUAGCAACAUCAACGUUAGCUACACGUCAACGGAGGCUGACACCCGAUGACAAGCCUGUUGUCCUAAAUAAUCUGAACGAAGUGGCAACAGAUUUCAAGAAAAUGCUUGCAGAGUUGUCCAACCCGUCAGUGUGUAUGAGGGACCCUCAGAGGGUGCAGGACAUCCUGCAGUCCAUGGUGAAGGCUGGCUCCAACACCGUGCAGGUGAUCUCAGAUUUUGACAUGACCCUGACGAGAUUUGCACACAAUGGCAAAAGGUGUCCCACCUGUCACAAUAUUCUCGAUGACAGCAAACUUAUCUCCAGCGACUGCAGACAAAAGCUGAAGGAGCUGCUCAACACAUACUACCCCAUAGAGAUCGACUCCUCGCGGUCAGUCGAGGAAAAGCUGCCCCUUAUGGUGGAGUGGUGGACUAAAGCCCAUGAAAUACUGGUAGAGCAGAAGAUUAGGAAGGACCUGCUGGCCAGUGUGGUGCAGGAGUCUGAUGCCAUGCUGAGGGAGGGCUACCAGCUCCUCUUUGACCACCUGCAUGAGCACAGCAUCCCUCUGCUCAUCUUCUCUGCUGGAAUAGGAGACAUCCUGGAAGAGGUUAUUCGUCAGGCCGGGGUCUUCCAUCCCAAUGUCAAAGUCUUCUCCAACUACAUGGACUUUGAUGAGUCUGGAGUGUUGAAAGCUUUCAAGGGAGAGCUGAUCCACAUCUACAAUAAAAGGGAAGGUGCGCUGCUCAACACCGGCCAUUUUCAAGAGCUGCGGACGCGGCCUAACGUGCUACUGCUGGGAGACUCUCUGGGAGAUCUGACUAUGGCUGAUGGGGUGCAGGACAUGGAAAACAUUCUCAAGAUUGGAUUCCUCAAUGACAAGGUGGAGGAGAGGAAGCAGUCUUACUUGGACUCAUAUGACAUUGUGUUGGUAAAGGAUGAGACCCUGGAAGUCCCUAAUGCUAUACUGCUCUACCUCACUGGCAAUAAGGGAACUGAGAAUUGAAAAUACCACAACCAUUGGUAUUGGGCAUUCAAGGGCAUCAGCUGAGGAGCCCCCUGCUCAGAAACUGCCAAUUGAAGGCUUACUGACAACCAGCUAAGAAUGUGUCAUUAUUUUUUAUUCCACAAAACUGUUCACCAGUCCAGUUGACAGCCGCAGGCCUCGCACAUCUCACCCUUUUAUAUCUCUGUCCACUGGCCUUCUUCUCUUGUUUAUUGUUUAAACUAUACUGUAUGUGAUAGAGGCCAGAUUUGCACUGCUCAUCUUCUGUGCAUCAUGUCAAGUUUUUGUUUAUUUGGGGGAAUAUUGGUGUUCUCAAACGGUUUUGGUAUUCAUUAAGGAUGUAAUGGUAAA
Larimichthys crocea (large yellow croaker) is the source of this 1383-nucleotide messenger RNA. RefSeq names its product cytosolic 5'-nucleotidase 3. Gene Ontology annotation, cellular component: cytoplasm. NCBI's taxonomy places the organism in Eukaryota, Metazoa, Chordata, Actinopteri, Sciaenidae. The coding region runs from base 151 to 1032 and encodes 293 amino acids. The record is from RefSeq and is a predicted model, not a curated record. Gene Ontology annotation, molecular function: 5'-nucleotidase activity; magnesium ion binding. The transcript is spliced from 9 exons.